GAACCACGCAUCAACCCCACCAAAGCUAACGCCGCCAUACACCGAGUGCAGUGCGCAGAAGACGGAGAGGAGAGCAGCGGAGGGCAUCGAGCGAGAGCAUCAUAUCAUCGAGCAUCAAGCAUCGAGCAUCGAGCAUCGAGCAGUUAUCGCUAGGGACCAGCUCCGUCGUGAGCAAGCAAGCAAGCUAACAGCAAGGGGAACCGAACGGGAAAGACUUCAUUCAAAUGGUUCUAGAGGCGAGCGCGAGAGUUGAAACCUUGUAGAAGCAUUGUAACGGUUUCUUUGCUUCUUUUCCACCUUUAUUUUGGCUCGACUCUUACAGUACAGCUGCGUCUUUCUACCUUUAUUCUACCUUUGCGGCUAGCUCUCUCCCCCCCCCUCCACCUCUCUAUGCCUAGACAGUCAAUAGACUCGCCAUCAAAACCUACGCUUUAACGAUUAACGGUCAAUGGUGGUGGUCAUUUGUCCAAUCAAUCAAUCAAUAAUCAAUCAAUCAACCAGCCUGCUUCCUCCCACAUCGUCCUGCUAUCACUACGACUACCUAGGCAGCUCCUCGCCAACUCUCGGAACUCAAUUCCUCAUGAUCGAUUUCCCCUCAUAUUAUCAGCAUUACUGGUAUUAUCAGCAUCAUUAGUAUUAUCAGUAUCAUUCUUCAUUCUGUGCCUGGCUGCCACUGCUACCACGACGACUAUCCCAGUGCCCCGUAAUCAAUCAUUGUGACCAUCUUCUAUUCUCACACACCUCCUCGCAUACCUCCUACACCUCCUACUAGUUUGCUACCCACUGCCUACUACUGCUACUACUGCUACUACUGCUACUGCUGCUGCUACCACUACUACUAGUUUACUACCCAUACCUCCUCCUACUAGAGCUACUACUACAGCUCUCUACCCCAACCCAACCCAACCCAACCCAACACAACACAACCACAACCACAACCACAACCCACCAACCUCCUCCAAUCCAAAAUCAAUCUUCCCCCCCCUCCCCCCAAAAUACAUCAAUUCUUCUUAAUUCAUGUAUCAUUAUCAUUAACCUCGAUAUUCUCGACUGAAUUCCAUUUCGUUAAAUUGUUCCUCUCACGCCAAUCUCCUCCAGCCCUUGAUUCACUCGAAGAUUGCAUCAUUCCAAUCAAUUGGUGCUCUUUGUCGCAACGGACACAGUUCAUACAUUCACAGCUACCACGAUCCGCAUCCUACGAACGAAGCUUACUCACAAAACGAGCAACUUGCACCUUCCUCCUUUACCUUGCUCACCAAGACUCCAAGAGAAUCGAGAUAGAAACUUGCAAUUGUUAAUUUAUAACUCGUCUCCCUCUCUCUCCUUCUAGGUCCCCGGUAAUUAAACCACAUACACCCAUCGAUUUUCCCCAAUUAGGCUUGUCUGUCAAGACUGCUUUGGGGGUAACCUUACCACCUACCACCUACCACCCACCACCUACCACCUCCCACCUAGCCAUCUCUGCCUUCCUUACAUAUCAUCCUGCAUUCGGCCUACACACCCGCGGCCCUGCUUUUUGCUGACUGUCGAUCUAUCAAACUCGACAUCCAGCACCCUACCAUUUUCAUUCUAUGCCGACACUCGGUUUUUUGAAGAAGAAACGGACGAAGGAGUCUCCGGCUAUAACCUCUCCAACAUCAAGUCAAGCCACAACCAGCCCGAUAACCCCCACAUCAUCAAGAGGCUUCGAUAAUUCCAUAGCUUCGAUCUCGUCCCAGUCGACUUUACCCCAAUCCCACGAGCACGAGGUUCUCCAAACGUCAACCUCUCGCACAACGGACGACCAACCGACUGCCGUGGGCAAAAAAGCCUCAAUGACACACGGAAUAACUCCACAGCAGCAAUCUGCGCAAAUCCAUUCCGAUCAACAGCAGCACCGUCAAAACUCUCCCAGUAUCAGCAACUUGAUUCAUCCACCACAGCAUGACGGUGCGAGCCAGUCGUAUCCAACCCCACCAGCUUCUUCACAGCCUUCACUACAUCCUGUAGCUGCUAACGCCAACACACUUCAAAUGGACUCCUCGCAGCGACAAUCACAGCAGUCACAACAGCAGCCACAGAUUAGACAAACCAAGGGCAAAUAUUCAUUGACCGAUUUUGAUAUUCAGCGCACAUUGGGCACGGGAAGCUUUGGACGAGUUCAUCUGGUUCGAUCGAAGCACAACCAGCGAUACUAUGCUGUCAAAGUAUUGAAGAAGGCGCAGGUGCACAAGAUGAAGCAGGUCGAACAUACCAAUGAUGAGAGAAAGAUGUUGCAGGAAGUCAAACAUCCAUUCCUCAUUACUCUAUGGGGUACUUUUCAAGACUCGAAGAAUUUAUACAUGGUCAUGGACUUUGUAGAGGGGGGUGAACUAUUCUCUUUACUGCGAAAGUCACAACGAUUCCCCAAUCCAGUGGCCAAAUUCUAUGCUGCUGAAGUUACCUUGGCUUUAGAAUACCUUCAUUCAAAACAUAUCAUUUAUCGAGAUUUGAAACCCGAGAAUUUACUACUUGACAGGCACGGACAUCUCAAAAUUACUGACUUUGGAUUCGCAAAGAAGGUCCCAGAUAUUACAUGGACAUUGUGUGGUACUCCGGAUUACUUAGCACCAGAAGUGGUCUCGAGUAAAGGUUAUAAUAAAUCGGUAGAUUGGUGGUCCCUUGGUAUAUUAAUUUUCGAAAUGCUUUGUGGUUUUACACCGUUUUGGGAUGGUGGCUCUCCCAUGAAAAUUUAUGAGAAUAUUCUUAAAGGGAGGGUUAAGUAUCCUCCCUACAUUCACCCAGAUGCACAGGACUUGUUGCAAAGAUUGAUCACAGCAGAUCUCACCAAGCGUCUUGGUAACUUACAUGGUGGUUCUGAGGAUGUAAAAAAUCAUCAAUGGUUCGCUGAAGUAACUUGGGAAAGGUUAUCCAAAAAGGAUAUCGAUGCACCUUAUGUUCCUCCUGUUAAGGCUGGAGUUGGAGAUGCCAGUCAGUUUGAUAAGUACCCUGAAGAAACGGAGAUAUAUGGUCAAGGUGGGCCCGAUGAAUUUGGGCACCUAUUCGUGGAUUUUUAAACAAAAGUUUCAUACUCGGAGUCUCGGGCUAGGCUACUUGUUCAAGAAUGCUAUAUUUCUUUUGUACUUUGCAGUUUGAACUAUUCUUCUGCACAUAUAUUACAGUACGGGCAAGAUAACCUUACGUCACAUCAUCUCUUUUUGUUUCACAGGCAUUGGAUUGGAAUAUUAGGUGGUUUACUCUGGCUUGUUAACAGCCCUUUGGUGAUGGGUGGGGUGGCGGUAAGGUGUUGGUAUGGUUGGUAUCGUACGAUGGGACGAGGGAUUUUAGUCGACCAGUUUUUUGGUACUAAGAAUGUGAUGACAUUCAUGUUCAAGGAAGAGGUAUAGUUAUCAACGUGUGUGUGGAUGAAUGGAUUACAUGAUGAUGCUCAUGCCCCGUUGUAUGGAAUGGAAUGAAACCGAAACGGGUGUGUAUGGUAUGAAUGAUGGAACUUAAGAUAUCAGUUAUAUGUUCGAAGGGAAUUGAAGGUGCAGAGGAAGGGGACAAAAAGAAAGGACCAUAAAUCCGAUUCGUAUUAGUGAGAAUAGGAUAUUAAUUCUUCUGGGGA
Botrytis cinerea B05.10 is the source of this 3586-nucleotide messenger RNA. It is a transcript of the gene Bcpka1, whose product is annotated as Bcpka1. Bases 1572 to 3035 code for a protein of 487 amino acids. Gene Ontology annotation, molecular function: cAMP-dependent protein kinase activity; ATP binding. NCBI's taxonomy places the organism in Eukaryota, Fungi, Ascomycota, Leotiomycetes, Helotiales, Sclerotiniaceae. Gene Ontology annotation, biological process: peptidyl-serine phosphorylation. The record is from RefSeq and is a predicted model, not a curated record. Gene Ontology annotation, cellular component: cAMP-dependent protein kinase complex; nucleus. The transcript is spliced from 4 exons.